This is a messenger RNA of Micropterus salmoides (largemouth bass), 1313 nucleotides long. Its product is annotated as serine protease 27-like. Bases 78 to 1073 code for a protein of 331 amino acids. The transcript has 6 exons. Gene Ontology annotation, biological process: proteolysis. Gene Ontology annotation, molecular function: serine-type endopeptidase activity. Lineage: Eukaryota; Metazoa; Chordata; Actinopteri; Centrarchiformes; Centrarchidae. The record is from RefSeq and is a predicted model, not a curated record.
GGUAGACAGAAGGUGAGAGGGAGGGGAGAAGAAGGGUAUUUAUGGUGGUGCAGAUCUGAUGAUAUGCAUUUACAGUUAUGGCUUUCUACAAAGUGAUCUGUGUGGCAGCUCUGCUGACUCUCCUGACACAAGGAAGCAAGGCCCAGUCAGAUGUUUGUGGCACUGCGCCGCUCAACACCAGGAUUGCAGGAAGGGCAGAUGCUCCUGCAGGAUCGUGGCCCUGGCAGGCCAGUCUGCAGACCAAAGGAGAUCAUUUCUGUGGAGGCUCCCUGAUCAACAACCAGUGGGUCCUGACUGCUGCUAGCUGUUUUGAGAGCGUCAGACCCGGUCUCACCGUUAACCUCGGCCUUGACACCCUAGACUUGUUUAAUACAAACGGGAUGUCCCGGACUGUGUCCCAGUUCAUCCAGCAUCCCAACUAUAAUACCAACACAAACGAUACCGACAUAGCCUUGCUGAAGCUGUCCUCACCUGUUACCUUCACCGACUACAUCAGACCCGUGUGUCUGGCGAUGGAUGGCAGCGUCUUUAACAACGGGACGACCUGCUGGGUCACCGGAUGGGGGAGAAUCCAAACUUGGACUCCACUUCCUUUCCCAGAGAGGCUGCAGGAGGUGAGUCUUCCCAUUGUGUCCAACAGUGAUUGUAACGUUACCUACGGUGGUAAAAUCACAAACAACAUGAUCUGUGCUGGUGUGACUCAGGGAGGACAGGGCAUCUGCUAUGGGGAUGGAGGAGGCCCGCUGGUGACUAAAAACGUCUCUGUCUGGGUCCAGGCUGGAGUGCUGAGUUUUGGAAGAGGCUGUGCCCUGCCUAAUUUUCCACAAGGCUUCACCCGAGUGUCCCAGUAUCAGUCCUGGAUCAACAGCCAGAUCAGCACCAACCAGCCGGGCUCUGGGACCACUCCCAGCCAGACCACCACCAACCAGCUGGGCUCUGGGACCACUCCCAGCCAGACCACCACCAACCACCUGGGCUCUGGAACCGCUCACCUGGUUCCCCUCUCGGUUCCUAUGCUACUGUCCAUCUUACCUUUCCUAUUCUCCUCUUUUGUCCUUUCACAGGAAGUUUAAUUGGUUUUGUUUAAGUAUUACCAGAAGUUGUGUGGUUCUAAUUUUGAUUGGACUAUUUUCUCCAUUAAUUGAUUACUCAUUUUGUCUUUAAAAUGGCAGAAAAUAGAGAAAUAUGUAAUUUAUAACUUCACAAGGCCCGAUGUACUCAAAGAUUUGGACCAACCAAGAACUUUAAACUUGUUGGUAUCGACCAUCUUCAACAUCAUGAAAUUAAAUAAAUAUGAAUUAUGAAACCUGGAG